UAUUGCCUCGUAAUCGUAUUUUGCUCAUAGAUUUCCACCUGUACAGUGGAAAAUGUCGAAUAACGGGGCACAGCAAUCAUAUGCGAAUGAUAGGGCGUCUUCGACUGGCGAUGCAGAUGUUGGCAUCGACCCGGCCAGCGGAAGUUUCUUCUCUGCUGACUACAAAAGACACGAAGACUUAAAGACAAUGUUGGACAGCAACAAGGAUGGACUUAAACUAGAGGCAAUGAAGCGCAUCAUAGGGAUGAUCGCCAAAGGCAAGGAUGCAUCCGAUCUCUUCCCAGCUGUAGUGAAGAAUGUUGUGUCUAAGAACAUCGAGGUGAAGAAGCUGGUAUACGUGUAUCUUGUACGCUACGCAGAGGAGCAGCAGGACCUGGCUCUCCUCUCUAUCAGCACGUUCCAACGAGGCCUCAAGGAUCCGAACCAGCUGAUCCGUGCGAGUGCACUGCGUGUGCUCUCCAGCAUCCGUGUGCCAGUCAUCACGCCGAUCAUGAUGCUUGCCAUCAAGGAAUCAGUGACCGACAUGUCUCCGUUUGUGCGCAAGACGGCUGCACACGCGAUACCCAAGCUGCACAGCCUCGAUCCAGAGCAGAAGGAAUUCUGUGUGGAAAUCAUCGAGAAACUGCUAUCGGACAAAACAACGAGAGACCAGUUCCAGCUCGGCACACUCUCUCACUUCAACAACGCGAAGGCGAGUGGCUACCAGGAGCUUCCGGACUGGCCGGCGACGGCCGCCGAUCCGUCGGUGCGUAACGUCGAGGUGCCGAUGCCGUGGUCUGACCCGACCGUCAAGUCGAAGAAGACGACGAAGAAGAAGCAGUCGUUCUACUCGGACAGCGAGCAUUCGUCCGAAGACUCGUCAUCUGGCAGCGACUCCGACAGCGAUACGAGUGAAGAGUCGGGAAGCGAGGAGGAGGAGGAGGAGGAAGAUGCUGAGGCAGAGGAGGCGGGAAGCAGCAAAUCUGGGAAGGAUGGAGAGGAGGCGGAGGAGGAGGAAGAGGAGAGCAGCGAGAGUGACGAAUCGUCGAGCGAGGCGGAGGAUAGCUCCAGCGAGGAGGAGGAAUCUGAGGAGGAGCCUGUAGUCGUGGUGAAGCCCAAGAAGCGACCACCGAAACAUGCAAAAGCUCCGAAAAAGGAGGCAGUGGACCUACUGCUGGACCUAGAUGAUGUGCCGAGUGUGGCUGUGUCCCCCUUCCUGAAGCCAGGUGAAACGUUAACCCCCUCCCUCCUCUCUAGUGGGAGUACAUCUGAGAAGACAUCAACUAUGCAACUAACAGUGACAGCACCAGCGCACGUGCCGACGCGAACGCACGAGCUGCUGAAUCGGAUGGCAGGCGCGGGUCUGUCGGUGAGCUACCGGUUCACGCGCGGGGAGAACAUUUACUCUGCCAGCAUGGUGACAGUCGAACUGACGCUAACAAACCACAGUGACAAUGACAUCAAGAAGAUCUCACUGAGCCAGAAGAAAUCAUCACCAGGAAUGGAGUUGAAAAGCUUUCCUGAAAUCGAGUGCCUGGCCGUCGGCGAAUUGCGCAGCGCGACGAUCGGCAUCGACUACGCCGACACGACGCAGCCGGCUGUGCUCGAGGUCGUCGUCGCGGCAACGGGAAGCCACGCCGUGAGUCUGCCGGCGCCCGUCGGAGAGCAGCUGCAGCCGAUCAUCAUCACCGACAACGACUUCCGGCUGCAGCAAGCCAAGCUGAAGGGCAUGAACGAGAACACGGGCAGCGCGGCCCUGCCCCCUGCGGCAGCUGCGGCAGCAGCAGCAGCGAGCGGUAGGGAGGCAGGUGGAGGAGGCAGCGAGGCGUGGCUGCGGCAGCGCGUCUACGACGUUGCCAACCUCGCGCCCGUCCCUGCCCCCGACCUCUCGACGCUGCACUUUGCCGCGCGCACGCGCGCCUCGCACGCCUUCGUGCUCGUCUCCGUGCGCGUCGCCGACGGCAACGCUGCCGCCUCCGUCGUCGUGCACUGCGAGAAGAUGGUCGUCGGAUCGAUGCUGCUGAAGGAGAUAACGAAGUCGUUAUGCGCCGCGUGGGAGAUUCAGUCGGUCGUGCUCAGUAACAUCGCUACCAUGACGACGACUCGCAAGAGCAUGUUUGAGCCGUACCUGAAGAGCUUCUUUGUGCGGCCGAUGGAUCCGACCCACAUCAAGCUGCUGAAGCUGGAGAUUCUAACGAACCUACAGAGAGACCAGUUCCAGCUCGGCACACUCUCUCACUUCAACAACGCGAAGGCGAGUGGCUACCAGGAGCUUCCGGACUGGCCGGCGACGGCCGCCGAUCCGUCGGUGCGUAACGUCGAGGUGCCGAUGCCGUGGUCUGACCCAACCGUCAAGUCGAAGAAGACGACGAAGAAGAAGCAGUCGUUCUACUCGGACAGCGAGCAUUCGUCCGAAGACUCGUCAUCUGGCAGCGACUCCGACAGCGAUACGAGUGAAGAGUCGGGAAGCGAGGAGGAGGAGGAGGAGGAAGAUGCUGAGGCAGAGGAGGCGGGAAGCAGCAAAUCUGGGAAGGAUGGAGAGGAGGCGGAGGAGGAGGAAGAGGAGAGCAGCGAGAGUGACGAAUCGUCGAGCGAGGCGGAGGAUAGCUCCAGCGAGGAGGAGGAAUCUGAGGAGGAGCCUGUAGUCGUGGUGAAGCCCAAGAAGCGACCACCGAAACAUGCAAAAGCUCCGAAAAAGGAGGCAGUGGACCUACUGCUGGACCUAGAUGAUGUGCCGAGUGUGGCUGUGUCCCCCUUCCUGAAGCCAGGUGAAACGUUAACCCCCUCCCUCCUCUCUAGUGGGAGUACAUCUGAGAAGACAUCAACUAUGCAACUAACAGUGACAGCACCAGCGCACGUGCCGACGCGAACGCACGAGCUGCUGAAUCGGAUGGCAGGCGCGGGUCUGUCGGUGAGCUACCGGUUCACGCGCGGGGAGAACAUUUACUCUGCCAGCAUGGUGACAGUCGAACUGACGCUAACAAACCACAGUGACAAUGACAUCAAGAAGAUCUCACUGAGCCAGAAGAAAUCAUCACCAGGAAUGGAGUUGAAAAGCUUUCCUGAAAUCGAGUGCCUGGCCGUCGGCGAAUCACGCAGUGCGACGAUCGGCAUCGACUACGCCGACACGACGCAGCCGGCUGUGCUCGAGGUCGUCGUCGCGGCAACGGGAAGCCACGCCGUGAGUUUGCCGGCGCCCGUCGGAGAGCAGCUGCAGCCGAUCAUCAUCACCGACAACGACUUCCGGCUGCAGCAAGCCAAGCUGAAGGGCAUGAACGAGAACACGGGCAGCGCGGCCCUGCCCCCUGCGGCAGCUGCGGCAGCAGCAGCAGCGAGCGGUAGGGAGGCAGGUGGAGGAGGCAGCGAGGCGUGGCUGCGGCAGCGCGUCUACGACGUUGCCAACCUCGCGCCCGUCCCUGCCCCCGACCUCUCGACGCUGCACUUUGCCGCGCGCACGCGCGCCUCGCACGCCUUCGUGCUCGUCUCCGUGCGCGUCGCCGACGGCAACGCUGCCGCCUCCGUCGUCGUGCACUGCGAGAAGAUGGUCGUCGGAUCGAUGCUGCUGAAGGAGAUAACGAAGUCGUUAUGCGCCGCGUGAUCGUCGUGCGAGAUGCGAUGGGGAGGGGGGGGUGGCGAGGUCCCGGAAGCCGAGGAGGAAUUGUGCGGACGACAGGGGGUCAUCUCGGAUGCUGUCGCAGUCCUCCCGGAUGCUGCGGAGUCAUUCCUGAUGCUGGGAAGGCAUCCUAGAUGCUGGGAACUCGUCCCUGAUGUUGGGAAAAGAUCCUGGAUGCUGGGAAGAGAUCCCGGAUGCUGAGUCCAAUCGCAAUUUUGCGUGGGAACGGAUCGGGGCCGCUUUCCUGCAGUCCCGCGUUGUCUGUGCAGCAGGAGCUGCCGCGCGUUCGUUCGUGGCGCCGAACGCAUGAGAGGUGCUUUCCUCCUCCCUGUGUGGCUUGUAGUGUAAUCAGUCAGGCAAUGGAACACGCGCGUUCAUUUGUGGGACGCCCUACCGUAUCUACGCGUACGGCGUGUGGUGUAUUCGGUGAGCUUCCCGCGCAAGGGAGGAGGAUGUGAGCGCGGCAGCACAUGUACAUAUCCUUACCUGGAGAAAAACGCCCCGUGAAUGCAAAGUUUGUUGUUGUUGUAGUAUAAGGUCAUAUCGAGGCACUUAUUUAUCAUAAGCUACGACGUGCCGAAGCAACCAACUGCAUUACGUUGAGUAAUAUUAUCAGAUUUCAAUUUGUCUUGUAAAAUAAUUUUGUUUCAGUAAAUAAUUUUUAUUUAUCUUGAAAUUAAAUUAUUUUACACAAAGUGCUUACAAGUAUGAGAAAAAUAUGAGCUAAAGAAUAUUGGUUUUGUCAGAAAUACCACAAUGUUGAGUAUAGUCGAAUUAAUAGUAAAUGUGGCAGAUGCUUAUUCAAUUCUUAUAUUCAUAGAUGUGUUGUUUCGUUUUAUGUAAAAUGGCUCUCUGCAGAAUUAUAACUAUGUCAGCCUAAUUAGGAAAUCCCCAAUAAGUGUGGUGAUAACUCGAAACCACUUAAGUUGGAAAGAGGAGGCACCUUUACAAGAAG
This is a messenger RNA of Priapulus caudatus, 4547 nucleotides long. RefSeq names its product AP-3 complex subunit beta-2-like. The coding region runs from base 53 to 3577 and encodes 1174 amino acids. Gene Ontology annotation, cellular component: membrane coat. The transcript has 24 exons. NCBI's taxonomy places the organism in Eukaryota, Metazoa, Priapulida, Priapulimorpha, Priapulimorphida, Priapulidae. Gene Ontology annotation, biological process: vesicle-mediated transport; intracellular protein transport. The record is from RefSeq and is a predicted model, not a curated record.